Panonychus citri (citrus red mite) is the source of this 3514-nucleotide messenger RNA. Its product is annotated as lysine-specific demethylase 6A-like. Gene Ontology annotation, molecular function: histone H3K27me2/H3K27me3 demethylase activity; chromatin DNA binding; RNA polymerase II cis-regulatory region sequence-specific DNA binding. The record is from RefSeq and is a predicted model, not a curated record. Gene Ontology annotation, cellular component: MLL3/4 complex. The transcript has 7 exons. The coding region runs from base 970 to 2946 and encodes 658 amino acids. Gene Ontology annotation, biological process: regulation of gene expression. NCBI's taxonomy places the organism in Eukaryota, Metazoa, Arthropoda, Arachnida, Trombidiformes, Tetranychidae.
UCAUCGCCUCCCUCCCUCUCUUCCACUCUCUCUCUCUCUCUCUCUUACCCUCUUUUUCUCUUCCUUUCAGUGUAGUCCCAUUAUCUAUCUUCUUUCUUUCUUUUCUUUCUCUCUUCUUCUUUUCUCCCUUUUACUUCCUCUCUCUUUCUCUCCUUGUGUCUCUCUUUCUUUCUCCUCUCUCUCAAUACACUAAGAGAAGGGACUUGCCCGACCUUCAAUAGAAAAAUAUUCUAUUAGAAAACCUUAACUCUAUUUGAGAAAAUUUCAUCCCAUCAGCUAUAAGAGCGGUUACUAUGUUUCGAGGACAUUUGGAACUCACCUCAAACAAAUGGAUUCAAUACCAAACUCAUUCUCAGUUCAAAGACCUAAUCAAUUUAUGAUUAUCAAAAAUUUUCUAAACCAAAGUUAAAUCAAAGAUAGAAUGGAAUUGACUAACUCUAUGAAAAAUCCCGAAGGCUACCAACCAAAUUCUGGACCCACUGCCAAUAAUAAUAGUGUCACCAUGUCCUCCCAACAAAUUUCACUAAUGUCACAUUUACAAAAGAAUCAAAAUUCACUACAUAAUCAGGAUAAAGCUUUACUUGCCCAGUUAGAACAUCAAUACAGAUUAUCAUCUACCCAACAUAUGAUAGAAUCACAACAACAACAACAAUCAGUUAAAAUUAAUGAUUCACCAAUUGGUAACCCUGUUAAUAAUAAUCUGAAAACCUCUUUGAAUUUCAAAAGUGAUCCUGCUCUUAGUAAGAAUACCAGUUCAACAAGGCCUUUGUCUCAUGGUCCUAAGCGUCCCACCGGUCAACAUGAUGUAAAUUCAUUUAAUUCAAGAACCCAUGGUGAUGUUAACUCACUAGCUACAAAAACAGUAACAAGUCAAACCAUAACAGUAAAAGUGGAUGUAAACGCACAAAUAAAACAAAUAGUAGUACAAAUAUUUCAACUAAAAUUGGAGGUGAUUUAACCAGUUCACCCAUGAAAAUUGACACUGCCUUUCAAAGUGAUACCUCAACGACAAAACCUCCUUCUUCUAGUGUUGAUUCAGCAACAUCGUUAACAACCUCUCAUGGAAUUAAUUCAACUGCCUCGAUUGCGGAAAAUCUGAUCGCUGAAUUUGAUUUAAAUAACAAGAAACAACCCAACAGCAAAAAUAAGCAAGGAAUCGAUGGAAUCUCUUGUGAAACCUUCACUGCCAACAAUCCAAAUUGUGCCGUAAACCGAAGAAAUUCAACCGACAUUGAUUCAUUAACAAACGAAUGCUCAAAUCGUAAAUCAACAAACAACAACAACAAUAUUUCUAAUAAUAAUCAUUCUCAUUCUCAUCACAACAAUCACACUAAUAAUAAUAAUAAUAAUGUAGUAAAUAAUAACAAUAGUAAAUGGGACCAUUAUUCAAAUUAUUCACCAUCGAUACGAUUAUCCAUUGAUAUGAAUGCUUCUCGUGCAUUGGAAGCAUGUAAAGGGUAUGGAAGAACGGGUCGAAUUGAUUCCAGUUUAUUAUCUGAUGAUCCUCGUCCUCCCUCGCCCAUUGAAGCUCCGUACCCGCCAUUGCCCAAAGACAAGUUAUUACCUCAAACACCCAGUGUUUUUCUUGAGAAUAAGAAAGAUGCCUUUUCGACACAAUUACAAGAAUUUUGUUUAGCUCAUCCAAUAGCCGUUGUUCGAGGUCUAGCAAGUGUAUUGAAAUUGGAUCUUGGCCUUUUUUCAACAAAAACACUAGUUGAAGCAAAUCCAGAGCAUUUGAUAGAAGUGCGAACACAAUAUUUACAAUUAGCUGAUGAAAAUUGGGAUCCAGAGAAACGACAAAUGGUUUGGAGAUGUGAAAGUCAUCGAUCUCACAUGUCAAUAGCUCGAUAUGCUCAUUAUCAGGCUUCCUCGUUCCAAGAAUCAUUGAGAGAUGAACAGAAUAAGAGUCAUAGUCUUUUAAACAACUCAGAUUCUGAUUCAAAUUCUUCAGCAAAUUCUAAAAUGAGACGCGGGAAAAAGAAUCGACCCUUUAAGACAAUUAAAUUUGGUACUAAUGUUGAUCUUUCAGAUAGUAAAAAGUGGCGACCACAAUUACAGGAACUUAUGAAGUUACCAGCGUUCGCUCGAGUUGUUUCGGCGGGUAAUAUGCUAAGUCAUGUUGGUCAUGUUAUUCUGGGAAUGAAUACAGUUCAAUUAUAUAUGAAAGUUCCAGGAUGUCGAACUCCAGGUCACCAGGAGAAUAAUAAUUUCUGUUCUGUUAAUAUUAAUAUUGGUCCAGGAGAUUGUGAAUGGUUCGGUGUACCUGAAAGCUACUGGGGAGCCAUAAAUAGCCUUUGUCAAAAAAAUAACUUAAGCUAUUUACACGGGUCAUGGUGGCCUAUUCUUGAAGAUCUACUUAAUGAAAGUAUUCCCGUCUACCGAUUCCUUCAGCGGCCCGGUGACAUGGUUUGGGUUAAUGCAGGAACAGUUCACUGGGUGCAAGCAGUUGGUUGGUGCAACAAUAUCGCUUGGAACGUGGGCCCAUUAACUGCAACUCAAUAUCAAUCUGCUAUCGAGCGAUUUGAAUUCAACAAAUUGGAAAACUUUAGGUCCAUUGUUCCUAUGAUCCAUCUUACCUGGAAUUUGGCGAAAAAUUUGAAAGUCUCCGAAGAGGAAUUGUUUGGUAGAAUCAAAAUCUGCUUAUUACGAUCCUUGAAAUGUUGUCAAAUGAUAAUGGAUUUUGUUGCUUCUUGUGGCCGUGAAAUAAGAUGGCAUGGCCGUGGUAAAAACGAAGCAGCUCAUUAUUGUGUUGAUUGUGAAGUUGAAGUAUUUAAUAUUUUGUUCGUUCGAGAGAUGGACAAGAAACACGUUGUUCAUUGCGUUGAUUGUGCUCGAAAAGCUUGUCCCAGUCUGGAAGAGUUUGUAAUUUUAGAGGAAUACAAAAUUGAAGAAUUGAUUGAACUUUUUGACGAUUUCCAAUUACACGGAAUUAAUCCUAUACAUUAAUGUUAAUUAACUAAAUUAUUAUCUACACACACACAAAUUGUAAUUGAUUCUCUCACCAAAUCCCAUCAAUAAUUUUCUUUUGCAUCAUUUGUAUCUCCAUUGUCACCAUUAUUUUCAUCAUUUCUACCACUCAGCAUUCAUUUAUUUAUUAAUUUCAAUCACAAUUAACAUUAGUUGUAAAUUUCCCAAUCACACCCAACAAACAUACACAUAGUCCACCGUUACCACCAACACCAACCUAAAGAAAACAAAAAAAUGGUUCAAGCAAAUCAACUAAUCAUACAAAAAAAAAGAAACUAAAACAACAACAAUAAUCAAUGUUUUAGUUUUAAUUUAAAUUGUUACAAGUUCACCUCCCCCAAUACCUCUAUUCCCUUGAUUAAUAGACACAAAACAAGUUAAUCAAUUAGUAUGAUUUUCUCAUCAACAAUUUAAAAAAUCUUUCUUUGUUUUUAUUGGAUACAAAUUAACUUUAUCGAUUUUAAUUCAAUUCAACUUACCAAGCAAUCCUUUUUUUAUGAUCAAUUUGCUGAUUACAAUUAAAACAAUAAAACACAUUACAAUUUAA